AUGUCCGGCACCCACACCAACGGCCAUACCAAAAAGGUGCUGGUGGUCUUUGGCGCCACGGGCAAGCAAGGCGGCUCCGUCAUCAAGUCGGUGCUGGGCGAUCCCAAGACGGCCUCGAUGUUUUCGAUCCGCGCCAUCACCAGAGACCCGUCCAAGCCGGCCGCGCAGGAAUUGACCCGGUUGGGGUGCGAGUGUGUUUCGGCCGACCUUGACGACAGGGAGACUCUCGUCCGGGCUCUCCAGGGCGCAUAUGCCGUGUACGCCGUGACCAACUUCUGGGAGAAGAAGACGGCGGCGGCCGAGAUCCAGCAGGGCAAGAACAUUGCCGACGCGGCCAAGGAGUGUGGUGUGCAGCAUUUGAUCUGGAGCAGUCUGAUGAAUGUCACCCAGCUCUCGGGCGGCAAACUCUCCAAAGUCGCCCACUUCGACUCCAAGGCCCAAGUGGAAGAAUACAUCCGCCAGCUCGACAUCCCCGCCACCUUCUUCAUGCCGGGCUUCUACAUGUCCAACAUCCCCGGCCAGAGCCUGAACAACAUGCAAGGACCGUACAACUUUGCGCUCCCGAUCCCCACGGACUCGCCCAUCCCGCUGUUCGACGCCGAGCACGACACGGGCAAAUUCGUCAAGGCCAUCCUCGUCCACCGCGACGACGGCGUGCUGGGCCGCCGCAUCUACGGCGCCACGGCGUACUACACGCCGGAGCAGAUCCUGGCCGAGUUCCAGGCCGUCAAGCCGCGCGACGGCCAGGGCGGCGCGGCGCGCCACGUGCCCGAGGAGGCGUUCAAGAAGGUCCUCGCCGCAAAGGGCAUGCCCGAGCCCAUCCAGGACGAGAUGCUCCAGAAUAUGCUGCUGAUGCCGCAGUUUGGGUACUACGGCGGUGCCGACCUCGCCGAGAGCCAUGCCAUCGUCGACGAACCGCUCACCACCUGGAAAGACUUUGUCGCCCGCUCCCCCGUGUGGGCCGAGGUGCAUUGA
Messenger RNA from Fonsecaea nubica, 975 nucleotides. RefSeq lists its product as hypothetical. NCBI's taxonomy places the organism in Eukaryota, Fungi, Ascomycota, Eurotiomycetes, Chaetothyriales, Herpotrichiellaceae. The transcript has 4 exons. The coding region runs from base 1 to 975 and encodes 324 amino acids. The record is from RefSeq and is a predicted model, not a curated record.